Molecule: messenger RNA, 3491 nt
Organism: Puccinia graminis f. sp. tritici CRL 75-36-700-3
Lineage: Eukaryota; Fungi; Basidiomycota; Pucciniomycetes; Pucciniales; Pucciniaceae
Exons: 8
Coding region: 39-3401 (1120 amino acids)
Biological process (GO): endocytosis; plasma membrane tubulation; endosomal transport
Cellular component (GO): cytoplasmic vesicle; plasma membrane
Molecular function (GO): phosphatidylinositol binding
Source: RefSeq, a predicted model, not a curated record
CUCAAGCAAAACCUAAGAGCGCUUUGCAAAAUCGUUCAAUGUUGUCUUCCACAUCUCCCGUCGAGGAAUAUCGGGACGAACAGUUCAACUUAGCGCGAAGCGGUUCCCUUUUAUCCGUAAGUAACAGAUCGUCGAGAUCUUCUUCCAGUUCGCCACCGAAUAUACCCUUCAAGCCCGGCCAUUUGCGCUCGAUUUCCUCCCAAGUCAGGGUCCAAAACCGGAUCAUCCAAGCAGUUGAGAUUCGACAGCAGUCUCCGGAGUCAACGAGCUCUCGACUUUCAGGAAGCUCGCCGCCUGCUCUGCAACAUGCCGAUCAAACUACCAUCAAGGCUACCCAACGCCGGCCACCACGGGAAACUGCCAACGCAAUCCAGAAACUCAUGCAAAGUAACAACUACCCUGCCUCUCCCUCCCUGAGUCGGGACUGGCGCGAUCAGGCGAAUGAGAAGGCGCGAACAUCAGUUGAUCGGCGUCCUGGCUCGUUGGACUCAAAACAGCGCGUGGGGGGUUUUCAGGAUUUAGAAAGAAUUCAUACAACCAGACCACAAAAACUGAGUCUUGGCGUCAGGUCGGAUAACCCACUCGGUUCUGCUUCUCAAACUGAAGGCGUGGUGAGCCAUAGGCCUGACCAGGCCUCUUCAACAUUUACACCUCUGAUCACUCCUCGACAAGCGAUCGCGCUGUACACCUUUAAUCCUGAAGCCUUCAGUUCGAGCGAAUCGGACAAAGAUGAGGAGGACGACUCGGAGAAAAUGACACCGGAAGUUAGAUUCCAGUCUGGCGAUAAGCUUGAGAUCUGGGUUCCGGACAUCGGUGGGGGUUGGAGUUUAGGAAAAAAUCUGACCAGUUCAACCUCUCUACUCGAUAUAUCAUUGAGCCAAGUCACAGAACAAGGCCAUAAUGACUGGGGAUUGAUCCCCAUCGGUUGGUAUAAAGUUGUUGAAUCUCCGGAUACUCCUCGUAACCGGCCCAAAGUAAAAAAGGUAGCCCCAAUGCAGAGCUUCUCUGCCCGCCUGGCCUUCGGAACCCAAUCGAGUGAUGUUUUGCUGUCUCAAAAGCAAGCACGUCUAACGUCUGUCGAUCAUGGCAGGAUGGAUCAGGAAUGUUUUCCUAUCACGAGACGAAGCCUUGAUACCAGCAGCCAUCAUGAGAGCUGCGCGUCUGAUCUAGAAGCUUACUCACCAAACAAGCGGAAGGUCAAAGCUGAAUCAGGUUUGGAAGCUCCACCCAGCAGAGGCACAAGAAGAAAUUUGCGAGUCAACAAUGCCUCAGAAGUGGGUACUGCGUCAUCCCGGAGCUCAGGUUACUUUCUUUCUCCACCCACGCAGAAUGCUUCAGUUGCCAUUAACAAGGAAUUCGACCCUAACGGCGUUCACUUUGAUUACCAAUCUCGAGGGAUAGCAUGUUCGGUUACGGCAUCGGAUGCGAUGUUUGCUGCCCGUCAAGCCGCCGAUCGCCAUUCAAUUGAUCCGCCGGUUCCUGAGGUGAUUGGCCAGCCCAGAAGCUCUUCAUGGAAUCCAUUCCUUAGAAAUCGGACAGCCAAUCGACGGCAUUCAAUAGCUCAUUCAUAUAUCACUGGGGAAGAAGAUUAUCAACAAGAUACUACUGAGGAGGACGGCCAAGAUCAAGGGUGUACCGAGCGACAUGAAAUUCGCGCUGGGCCUGCUUGGAAAGACUCGGCCCCACGCUUCACCGUGCAGGUACAUUCUCCUCAGCUUCAAACCCACCCAUCGAAAAUGAAAGCACAUGUGAUCUACACUGUCACGUCUACAUUUUCCAAUGAUAAUGGCUCUGUUGAGGAUGGCCCAAUGAACGUUCAAGUAACUGUCGGUCGACGGUAUUCACAUUUCGGGCUUUUAUCUAUUGGACUUAAUUUGAUAUACGGAGAAGUGAUCGAUCUCCCUGCACUUCCUGAGAAAGGAUUCACCAGUAAUUACGACGAGGGUUUCAUCGAAAAUCGUAGGCGCGCCUUGGAGAGAUACCUUUUUCGAUUGACCCGUCAUCCUAUACUACGUUACUGCCCCAGGCUGACCACUUUUCUAGGAUGCGAAGACGUUGAGGAAUUCGAAGCAGAAGCGCGUUCCUGGAGCCAAUUAAAUUCAGAGCCCUCUCAAAAGGCUGGCGGACAGGCUACAGACUCAGCUGCCUCUUCGAGCUUCUUUUCGAAAGUCUUUCAUCCAGAUUACAAUGUCGACGAGCCGGAAGCGGAGAGCUCGAUCGACGCCUACAAUCUACACACCCAGUCCUUAGAGAACAGCAAAAACAUGGUCGAUUUAGAAAAAAAUAUUAGCAAUUUGCGGAUCAGUAUCCAAGAUAUGGCGCAAAACUUCCAAAAAGUGUCGAGCUCGAUCCAAAGGUUAUGCGCUGGUCUACCUCUACCUCACAAGGAGUUGCCAUACAAUCGACCACCAAAAUCUGGUAUCUCGGGAAGCGAAAGACCGGGCUAUGUUCCCUGCGACGAUGCGCAUGGCGUAUAUCAUGGGCUUGAGAAGGGCCAGAAACAUUCCUCGCCCGAAAAUAGUCUUCUACGAGACCUUCGGCGGGAUGUGCGUGAUGCGGGAAUGCAGAAUUUGGAUGGGGCGAUGUGCUGGAAAGAAGACUGCACUGAGUGCCUAGCCAUGACCAAAGCUUUGCAGCUACUGGGUCAAUCUCUCGGCAACGUGGCCGGAUCGUAUUCUACCUGUGCCACCGAAGCGCUUGCGCCAGUUGAAGCUCUGAUCAAAGAGCUUUCGUUUCCGCACAAGAAUCGCAAGGUCCUGUCAAGUCUGCAUGAUUCAACCAAAGUCUCCUUUUCGGAUCUCAGUGGUCAUGGUACGCUCGACAUAUUCGAAUCGCGGAAAGAAACGGUGUUGAAUGUUGUGAUGAGUGAGAUCGAAAGACACCAUCAAGAGAGAAAUCUCGAUUUUAGGGAUAUGGCUAAAACAUUGCUAGAUGGCCAAAUUCAAUUGCACCAAUCAGCUUGUGAGCAACUGAAAGAAGCCAGGCAGGCAUUAGAAGAGCCGCAGCUCAGCUUCCUAGGACGUUCCGGGCCGAGAAGCAUGAACGCCGAGGAAGCGAAAGGAUUGCAACGGCAAGAUCUGACUCGAUCGAGCUCGGCAAUCUUUGCUUCGUCGCACAACGAGUCCUUCAAAACGGCUCGAUCACAGCUCGACUUGGACCAGUCCGACAAUCGGCCACUCAGCCGAUCGUCCUCGGUUCUUGAAUGGAUCAAUCACUCCGCUACUUACCCCGGAAAACUCGCCGAGAACUCUUCCCGGCCACUCGCGAACAAUCAUCAGCGUAAUCCUAGUAUCGCAAGUCACUCGAGUUCGAUCGCUAGUUCUGCUUUUUCUUCUGUCUUUGUUAAACCUCUUUCUGCCGCAUUUUCUUCAAUGGUAGAUUUAUCUGAUUAUCUAUCUUAGACUAUUGUAUUUCCCCAGCACACGCAAAAACAUCGUAUCGUUUUCCCUCUUGUUUCACAUUGAAUUUUUUAUUUUGCGCAGUUUUUUUUC